Penicillium maclennaniae is the source of this 642-nucleotide messenger RNA. RefSeq lists its product as uncharacterized. The record is from RefSeq and is a predicted model, not a curated record. Bases 1 to 642 code for a protein of 213 amino acids. The transcript is spliced from 2 exons. Lineage: Eukaryota; Fungi; Ascomycota; Eurotiomycetes; Eurotiales; Aspergillaceae.
AUGACUUCAGAUGGACAGCACCGGGAAGUUGAUGCGAUUGUCUGCGCUACUGGGUUCGACACGACGUGCACCCCCCGAUUCCCCAUCAAGGGACGAAAUGGACUUACUCUGGAAAAGCACUGGGAGAAGACCCCCGAGACCUACAUCUCGCUUGCAACCAAUGAAUUUCCCAAUUAUUUCAUCUCUCUUGGACCCAAUGCUGGUCUGGGUGAAGGAAAUUUGUUGCUGCUGAUCGAGAAGGGUAUUGAUUACAUGUCGGAAAGCAUUCGCAAGAUCCAACGCGAUAAUAUCCGCGCAAUGGCUGUGAAGAAGAGUGCCGUCAAGCAAUUCACUCAAUAUUGUGACCAGUACUUUGCAAAGACAGUGUUUGGUGCAAAGUGCCGCAGUUGGUACAAGGGCGGCACUGAGGAUGGUCGCAUUGUUGCCCUUUGGCCUGGAUCAUCAUUGCAUGCCAUGAAGGUAUUUGCAAACCCACGUUGGGAAGAUUUUGAGUAUGAAUAUGUCAAUGAUAACCCCACGAGCUGGUUUGGCGAUGGAUGGACUGAGAAGGAGAAGAACAACACGAUCGAUGUGGAUUAUUUGGAUGACGACCAGAUUGACUUCCCUCUCCCGCGCAAGUACGAAAAGCAUAGCCAGGAGUAG